GACUUCUUCCUGUCAUCUCCUCCGCUUUUCUCCCAAAACAUAACCGCUUUCUCACCCCUGCAGGCUAUUUUGAUGCACUCAUCCUAGAGUCUAGCUUGCAGACUUUCUACAUUAUCUCUUAUCCCUUCUUCCUUCAGCUCAGUCUCAAGUGUUCGCCUUACCCCACUCACACAAAACAGUCACUGACCGUCCCAAACAUUCACAAUGGCGGACCGUUAUAUUCCAGAGCAUCGCCGGACGCAGUUCAAGGCCAAAAAUCAGUUCAAACCCGAUGAGCUUCGUCGUCGCCGUGAGGAACAACAAGUUGAGAUUCGCAAGCAGAAACGAGAAGAAAAUCUUGCCAAGCGGCGAGGUAUUCAAACCAGUGAUGGCGGCAUCGUCGGUGGCCAGGUUGGUGUUGAUAGCGACGAGGAAGAGGGUGGCGCUAUUGAAGGCGAGCUCAACGUCGAACUUCCCGAGAUGGUAAAGGGAGUCUUUUCAGAUCAGAUUGACGAACAAAUUCAAGCUACCACCAAAUUCAGGAAGUUGCUUUCAAAGGAACGCAACCCACCCAUUGAACGCGUUAUUGAGACCGGUGUUGUUAGCCGUUUCGUCGAAUUCCUUCGCUCCCCUCACACUUUGGUCCAAUUUGAAGCUGCCUGGGCCUUGACAAAUAUUGCUUCGGGCUCUGCUCAACAGACUCAGGUUGUUAUCGAGGCCGGUGCUGUCCCUAUCUUUGUGGAGCUCCUUAGCAGCCCUGAGCCUGAUGUACGGGAACAGGCCGUAUGGGCUUUGGGUAACAUCGCCGGUGACAGCCCUCAAUGCCGUGAUUAUGUCCUUUCUGCGGGCGCUCUUCGCCCUCUCUUGGCUCUUAUUAGUGACGGCCGCAAGAUGAGCAUGCUCCGCAAUGCCACAUGGACCUUGAGCAACUUUUGCCGUGGCAAGACCCCACAGCCUGAUUGGAAUACGAUCUCCCCGGCCCUCCCUGUCCUUUCUAAAUUGAUUUACAUGCUUGAUGAUGAAGUUUUGAUUGAUGCUUGCUGGGCUAUUUCAUAUCUGUCUGACGGUUCCAACGACAAGAUCCAAGCUGUUAUUGAAGCUGGGAUUCCUCGUCGUCUAGUAGAGCUUCUGACACAUGCUUCUACUUCCGUUCAGACACCAGCUUUACGAUCGGUUGGCAACAUCGUUACUGGUGAUGACGUUCAGACUCAAGUCAUCAUCAACUGCGGCGCCUUGCCUGCAUUGCUCUCCCUCCUUGGCUCUACCAAGGAUGGCAUUCGAAAGGAGGCCUGCUGGACAAUUUCUAACAUCACUGCCGGAAACUCCGUUCAAAUUCAAGCCGUUAUUGACGCCAACAUCAUCCCACCUCUUAUUAACCUCCUUUCCAACGGCGAUUUCAAGACUCGUAAGGAAGCUUGUUGGGCCAUUUCCAAUGCCACUUCAGGCGGACUGCAAAAACCAGACCAGAUUCGCUACCUGGUCUCUCAAGGUUGCAUCAAGCCGUUGUGCGACCUUCUUGCAUGCCCCGACAACAAGAUCAUUCAAGUCGCUCUUGAUGGUCUAGAGAACAUCCUCAAGGUUGGUGAGAUGGAUAAGGAAGCCACACAAACUGGUGAGGGUAACCUCAACCGCUACGCUCUUUUCAUCGAAGAGGCUGGUGGUAUGGAGAAGAUCCACGAGUGCCAGAACAACGCCAAUGAAGAGAUCUACAUGAAGGCUUACAACAUCAUUGAGAAGUAUUUCUCUGAUGAGGAUGAAGCUGGUGGUGACAUCGACGAGCUUGCUCCUCAGCAAACACAGACCGGUUUCGCUCUCGGCACCAACCAGCAACAACCUGGCGGCUUCAACUUUGCCAACGGUGGUGGCGACUCAAUGGACAUGUAAACGCAUUUUGGAAUCAUGAAAUAUCCGACACCGCUAUUGCGUCCAUUGAAUUUGUCGCUAUAGUGCGGUCUCAAGUCAACCUGAAAGGCUCACUCCUUUUUUUUUUGUUCCUCGAGUCUAAACUUGAUUCCAACUUUCCUACAAGAUUUAAUUACUGCGGUUAUCACAUCAUGCAACCUCCUCUGGCGUUCUGGCACAACAUUAUCCUAGGCCUUUUCCCUCCCACCCAUUUCUCAUUCAAACUGUUUCCUAUCCCCAUCCUAUCGAUUAUAAAUGGUUUGAUCCCUUUUUGCUUUAUGAAGGUCUAAUGUUAGCACGAUAAGUAAGAUACACAAUCAUGUAACCCCACGUUUUCUCAUGUUAUUUUAGCAACUAAACCAUCAAUUUAUGUCGCAUCCGAUUUUCCUCAUAUCUUAGGAGUAUACUCCCCCCUAUAUUUUGGACCUCCCUCCCAAUCAAUCUAAAUGACGCCCCAAUUCGACUUCAUAUG
Molecule: messenger RNA, 2353 nt
Organism: Talaromyces stipitatus ATCC 10500
Lineage: Eukaryota; Fungi; Ascomycota; Eurotiomycetes; Eurotiales; Trichocomaceae
Product: karyopherin alpha subunit, putative
Exons: 3
Coding region: 205-1863 (552 amino acids)
Biological process (GO): NLS-bearing protein import into nucleus
Cellular component (GO): nucleus; cytoplasm; nucleoplasm
Molecular function (GO): nuclear import signal receptor activity; protein binding
Source: RefSeq, a predicted model, not a curated record